Molecule: messenger RNA, 468 nt
Organism: Trametes versicolor FP-101664 SS1
Lineage: Eukaryota; Fungi; Basidiomycota; Agaricomycetes; Polyporales; Polyporaceae
Exons: 2
Coding region: 1-468 (155 amino acids)
Source: RefSeq, a predicted model, not a curated record
AUGGCGUUCCAAUCUGAGCCCGACCCCGAGGAGCGGUUCCCCCACCACCCGCUCUUCGCCCACGGGCAUGAUGAUAAUGUUGGCUGCUGGACCACCAUCGAUGGCCGCAUUGACGGCGAAUUGGAAUCCCUGAUCGACACGCUCGAUCCAAAGGGGCUGCACGCCCGCUAUGUGAACACCUUAGCUGGGACCCAUGCAUCUGCCAGCUAUGAGAUCAUACGCGACAACAGAGCGUACGGGCGCACCCUGCUCACCCUCCGCAUCCUCGUGCAAAACCGGCGCAAAGAGAAGACACCGAUACUGGUGUUCGGUGCACGUGCCCAAGUGCUGAUCAAGGUGUCGUCGACUGAUGCGGUGCAGCGGGGCAGGACGGAGGCCGACAACAUGGUUGUAUUCAUAAAAGACGGGCGAGUACUCCCCCGAAUGACAUCGGUCAUCGACGCGGUCGCUGAUAUGAUUUGCGUCUAA